ACCCCAUCAGCUGUUCAGAAGAUAAAACAGCUUCUUAAAGAUAAACCUGAGCAUGUAGGUGUGAAAGUAGGUGUUCGUACAAGAGGAUGCAAUGGACUUUCUUACACGUUAGAAUAUACAAAAUCGAAAGGAGACUCUGAUGAAGAAGUAGUUCAAGACGGGGUUAGAGUGUUUAUUGAGAAGAAGGCACAGCUGACGCUUCUAGGAACUGAAAUGGACUAUGUAGAAGACAAACUGUCCAGUGAAUUUGUCUUCAAUAAUCCAAACAUCAAAGGAACAUGUGGCUGUGGAGAAAGCUUUAACAUCUGAAAUCUCAGGACUACUACUUUGACUUUGAACACCCCAAAACACACACUAUUACAGCUUUUGGAAGCAAAUGCAUUUUCUUCAGGUUCGUAGGCUGCGUAAAGUGUGGAUACUGUUAAGAAAAAUAAAGUUAAAUAAUUCUGAAAAUGUAAACUGUGUUAAAUUCCACCACUGAUGUAGUUAUGCUGUAAUUUGUGAUGAGUUGGGAUCCAAAAGGUAAGAACAGUAAGUGCUGUAGCAACAUCUCUGUACUUUCACAUGCCAAGGAAAUAAAAUCUCACUGUUCUUUCCCCUUGUCAUUUUCUUUGUCCACUCUACUGCACCCAAAACCCAUUUGAAAGAAUAUAUUGCCUAUAUGUUCUGCUUUGAUUUGGGGGGAAAAAAACAAAAAACC
Pelecanus crispus (Dalmatian pelican) is the source of this 700-nucleotide messenger RNA. NCBI's taxonomy places the organism in Eukaryota, Metazoa, Chordata, Aves, Pelecaniformes, Pelecanidae. The record is from RefSeq and is a predicted model, not a curated record.